UUUUAGAAGAAAAGAACACCGAACCUGGAGAAAACAAGUGGAAGCGCUAUGAAAUGAAGACUUAUAUUACAGCAAGGCGCGUCAUGCCAGUGUGGCUGUUAUUGGCUCUGGUGUACCCUAUGGCCUCUUUGACAGAGUUGUCAGCAAUGGACUCAUGUGGGUCAGAGGUUGCAGAUAUCAAGCGCAGCAUAAGGAAACUGCAGAACAAACUCUUGAUUAGGACUUGGCUGACUGAGCACUUGCAGACGCACAAAUAUUUCCGGCCAUUUCCACCUGCUGUGCCUAACACUAAAACUGAAACUGACACAACGUCUGGUGUAAACCACAACAGCAGUGGAACAUCAGACAAGUCUGGUAUGACUGUGAUGAAACCACUUCCACCAGCAGGCAGUUUAAUUGUCCAUGACAAAGACUGUUCUGAGUUAUUUGACAGACUGAGACCACCAAGUGGUUUCUACCGUAUCAGACCCAAACUACACCAGGAGCCAUUUUUGGUCUACUGUGACAUGGAGGAUGGAGGUGGCUGGACAGUGUUUCAGAGACGCCGGUAUGGGAGAGUUGACUUCAACAGAGACUGGGUGGACUACAGAGAUGGCUUUGGAGACUUUAAACUGUGGAAUGAUGAGUUUUGGUUGGGGAAUGAGCACAUUUACUCUCUGCUCUCAGAAGGUAAGAACCUUGUGAAGAUAGAUCUAAUGGCCUGGGAUGGACAGAGAAGUCAUGCAUUUUAUGAGAACUUCCGUAUCACUGAUGAAGCUGAUAAUUAUCGUCUCCAGUAUGGGAUGUACAGUGGGAAAGCUGGCGAUGCUCUAACUGGUGGUGGGGGGGUGGUGGAGCAGUGGUCUGCCUGCCUCAGUGGCAUGCAGUUCAGCACCAGAGAUCAGGACAAUGAUCGCUACCGUCAGGGUAGCUGUGCUCAGGAGAAUAAGGCAGGAUGGUGGUUCAACAGAUGUCAUGCAGCCAACCUGAAUGGGAAGUUCUACCGCACAGGGAUGUACAAGGGCCAGUAUGACAAUGGUGUGGUGUGGGGGACCUGGAAAGGUCUUUGGUAUUCCCUUAGACACACCACUAUGAAAGUGCGGCCUCUGCUUUUCUUGGAUGCUAUGGGCAGCGGAGCAGGGGAAAUAUAAAAAAACUUAAAGACACAGAAUGAAGCUAAAGAGACUGACUGUCAUGUUUAAAUUCUUUAUAUUUGAAUUGCUUUGCUUUAUUAUUUGAAUCUAUUGUGAAAUAUCCAUAGUAUAAUAUCUUCUAUUUUCCAGUUAGAAUUACUUUCUAUAAAGUGUAUGAUAUUACUCAAACAAUUAAAAAAAAUAGCAUCUCAGCAUAAUGCCUGGCUUAAGUUCCUGUAUUUACCAGUGGACACAUUUGCUCUGCCAGAAGACAGUGGACUGCUCCCUCAGGGUUGGGAGUGACUUGCUGCUCCAAGUGAAGGAGUUUAAAUCUCUUGUGGUCUUGUUCAUGAGUGAGGGUAAACACUGAGCAUGAGAGUGACAGCCGGAUAGGGGCAGCCUCAGCAGGGAUGCGGGCG
Molecule: messenger RNA, 1531 nt
Organism: Monopterus albus (swamp eel)
Lineage: Eukaryota; Metazoa; Chordata; Actinopteri; Synbranchiformes; Synbranchidae
Gene: fgl1b
Product: fibrinogen like 1B
Exons: 9
Coding region: 54-1130 (358 amino acids)
Biological process (GO): positive regulation of heterotypic cell-cell adhesion; fibrinolysis; blood coagulation
Cellular component (GO): fibrinogen complex
Molecular function (GO): extracellular matrix structural constituent; protein-macromolecule adaptor activity
Source: RefSeq, a predicted model, not a curated record